This is a messenger RNA of Nerophis lumbriciformis (worm pipefish), 1317 nucleotides long. The record is from RefSeq and is a predicted model, not a curated record. NCBI's taxonomy places the organism in Eukaryota, Metazoa, Chordata, Actinopteri, Syngnathiformes, Syngnathidae.
AUGUCGUCGCUAGAACAGAGGUUGUCGCGAAUCGAAGAGAAACUAAAGCAGGAAAACGAAGAGGCUCGGCGGAGUAUGGACCUCAAGAUCGACGUGAGCCCCCAUAGAUCCCACGCAAGACCAAUCAUCGUGAUCCAGCUCAGUCCUGCUCCAGCUCCUUCCCAGCGUGCAGCCCUCCAGUUGCCCCUGGCCAACGACGCAGGAAGCCGCUCAUCAUCUUCAGAGAGCUCGCCUCAGCACCAUCCUUGCCGUCCCAGACACAUGCUCAACCUCCCCACCCCACAGUACGGCCUACAGAAGAGUUUAGAGAAUGCCGAGAUUGACCAGAAAUUGCAGGAGAUCAUGAAGCAAACGGGUUAUCUUAAAAUUGACGGACAGAGGUAUCCAGCUGAGGUCACAGAUUUGUUUAAUGAGGGGGAGAUUGGCAGCGGGACCUGUGGGCAGGUUUUUAAAGUGCGAUUCCAGAAGACUGGUCACGUCAUCGCGGUUAAACAAAUGCGGCGGACGGGGAACAAGGACGAGAACAAGCGGAUCCUCAUGGACCUGGAUGUGGUGCUGAAAAGUCACGACUGCCCUUAUAUCAUCCAGUGCUACGGUGCCAUUGUUACCAAUACAGAUGUAUUUAUUGCCAUGGAACUGAUGGGAACUUGUGCUGAAAAGCUGAAGAAGAGAGUCCAAGGCCCCAUCCCAGAACAAAUCUUAGGAAAGAUGACUGUUGCCAUAGUGAAAGCCUUGCUGUAUCUGAAAGAGAAACACGGUGUCAUCCACCGAGAUGUGAAACCCUCCAACAUUCUUCUGGAUGCAAAAGGUCAGAUCAAACUGUGUGACUUUGGGAUCAGCGGACGUCUCGUCGACUCUAAAGCAAGGACCCGGAGCGCUGGCUGUGCUGCGUACAUGGCGCCCGAGAGAAUAGACCCUCCCGAUCCCACCAAACCCGACUACGACAUCCGAGCCGACGUGUGGAGCCUUGGCAUCUCACUGGUGGAGCUGGCCACAGGACAGUUUCCCUACAAGAACUGCAAUACAGACUUCGAGGUUCUGACCAAAGUGCUGCAGGAAGACCCUCCUCUGCUGCCACUCAGCAUGGGAUUCUCCCUCGACUUCCAGUCCUUUGUCAAAGAUUGCCUCACUAAGGAUCACAGAAAAAGGCCAAAAUACCACCAGUUGCUGGAGCACAGCUUCAUCCGACGUUACGAGGUGCUUGAGGUGGACGUGGCCGGUUGGUUCCAGACGGUGAUAGAUCGCACAGAGUCGCCUCGUAGCAGUCAGUGUUACAGCCAUCAGCACCAGCUCCACUCAUCGCUCUUGAGCAGGUAG